AUGUCUCUUCCAGUAAAACCAAAUGUACUCGAUCAUCUGGUAUUUCUUUGUGCUGAUCUAAAUGCUGUUGCUGCCAACUUCACCGCUGCUGGUUUCACUGUCCAGAAUGGUGGGACACACGCAGACGGCCGAACGGAGAAUAUGCUUCUUGUCCUUCGCGACGGCGUCUAUAUCGAGCUCAUUGCUUUUGUUGAUUCAUCCAAAAAACAUUCCCACUUCUGGGCCGAUAAGCUUCCAGGUUGGAUUGACUGGGCUUGUCUUGGCGUAAAGCGCGGUGAAACCGGUAUUGAAGAGUUCUACGACGAACCCAUCGAUGGCGGCAGGUUAUUGGCUGAUGGUACGCGCAUUCAAUGGUCUGUCUCUUUCCCCCACAAGCAUUAUCCACGUGGUUCCAUUCCUUUCUAUUGUGGCGACAAAACUCCUCGGAAGCUACGCGUCCCAGAUAGCUUAGAGCACACCAAUGGCGUUCAAGGCGUUAAAGCUUUAACGUUACUAUGUAAUGACACCGCUCUCCAGGCAUCCGUUUUCCUCUAUAGUUCUAUUCUGCGUCAAUUACCACAAGUACAGAGUGAGAAGCACGCCAUCUUUCAGCUUGAAAGUCCUUUGCACAAGUCAAUUGAGCUGCUUCUGCGCACGCCACAAAACAGCGAUGAGGAGAAGAAAGUAAUGGUGAAUAAUGGCGAUAUUAUCCAUCAGGUUGAGCUCUACGGUGAUGCUGUCAUGAUCUAUCUGUCCAUAGCAGACGAGACAACUCAAGUUGACUUGUCAGCUAAACCACAUGUCUCUUCUGUUUUCAUUUUAUCAAACGAUCUUUAA
Molecule: messenger RNA, 816 nt
Organism: Wallemia ichthyophaga EXF-994
Lineage: Eukaryota; Fungi; Basidiomycota; Wallemiomycetes; Wallemiales; Wallemiaceae
Exons: 3
Coding region: 1-816 (271 amino acids)
Source: RefSeq, a predicted model, not a curated record